CCUGGCGCUCUGGCCUGGCUCGGGCACCGGAGGACGAGACCGCGCGACUGGCCGGCCGAGCCCUGGGCCGGCCGCGGGAGCAGGGUCCGCGAUGGCGCUCUCCCUGACGGGGCUCGUUGCCUUCUCCUUCCUGCAAGCCACCCUUGCCCUGAACCCUGAGGACCCCAACGUGUGCAGCCACUGGGAGAGCUACGCUGUGACUGUCCAGGAAUCGUAUGCACACCCCUUCGAUCAGAUCUAUUACACACGAUGCACAGACAUCCUCAACUGGUUCAAGUGCACCAGGCACCGGAUCAGUUAUAAGACGGCGUAUCGGAGAGGCCUCCGGACCAUGUACCGGCGGAGGUCCCAGUGCUGCCCUGGCUACUAUGAGAACGGAGACUUCUGCAUACCCCUGUGUACGGAGGAGUGUGUGCACGGCCGCUGCGUUUCCCCGGACACCUGCCACUGCGAGCCUGGCUGGGGAGGGCCCGACUGCUCCAGCGGCUGCGACAGCGACCACUGGGGGCCCCACUGCAGCAACCCGUGCCAGUGCCAGAACGGCGCCCUGUGUAACCCCAUCACAGGCGCCUGCGUGUGCGCCGCCGGCUUCCGUGGAUGGCGCUGCGAGGAGCUCUGCGCGCCUGGCACCCACGGCAAGGGAUGCCAGCUGCCGUGCCAGUGCCGACACGGUGCCAGCUGCGACCCCCGCACCGGCGAGUGCCUCUGCGCGCCUGGCUAUACCGGCGUCUACUGCGAGGAGCUGUGCCCUCCUGGGAGCCAUGGAGCUCACUGUGAGCUGCGCUGCCCCUGCCAGAAUGGGGGCAUCUGCCACCACAUCACUGGCGAGUGUGCCUGCCCCCCAGGCUGGACGGGAGCAGUGUGUGCCCAGCCCUGCCCACCAGGAACAUUUGGCCAGAACUGCAGCCAGGACUGUCCUUGCCACCAUGGAGGGCAGUGUGACCACGUGACUGGACAGUGCCACUGUACAGCUGGAUACAUGGGGGACAGGUGCCAAGAGGAGUGCCCCUUCGGGACCUUCGGCUUCCAGUGCUCACAGCGCUGUGACUGCUACAAUGGUGGGCAGUGUUCACCCACCACGGGUGCCUGCGAGUGUGAGCCUGGCUACAAGGGCCCGCGCUGCCAGGAGCGACUGUGCCCAGAGGGCCUUCAUGGCCCAGGCUGCACCCUGCCCUGCCCCUGUGAUGCUGACAACACCAUCAGCUGCCACCCAGUAACCGGAGCUUGUGCCUGCCAGCCAGGCUGGUCUGGCCGCCACUGCAAUGAAUCCUGCCCUGCUGGCUACUAUGGCGAUGGCUGCCAGCAGACUUGCACCUGUCAGAAUGGUGCCGACUGCCACAGCAUCACUGGGGGCUGCACUUGUGCCCCGGGCUUCAUGGGAGAGGUCUGUGCCGUUUCCUGUGCAGCAGGGACCUACGGCCCCAACUGCUCGUCCAUCUGUAGCUGUAACAAUGGUGGCACCUGCUCCCCAGUAGAUGGCUCCUGUACCUGCAAGGAAGGGUGGCAGGGCCUGGACUGCACCCUGCCGUGUCCCAGUGGGACAUGGGGCCUGAACUGCAACGAGAGCUGCACCUGUGCCAAUGGGGCAGCCUGCAGCCCCAUAGAUGGCUCCUGUUCCUGCACCCCUGGCUGGCUGGGAGACACCUGUGAGCUGCCUUGCCCGGAUGGCACAUUUGGGCUGAACUGCAGUGAACACUGUGACUGCAGCCAUGCUGAUGGAUGUGACCCUGUCACAGGCCACUGCUGCUGCCUGGCCGGAUGGACAGGCAUCCGCUGUGACAGCACGUGUCCAUCUGGCCGCUGGGGCCCCAACUGCUCUGUCUCCUGCAGCUGUGAGAAUGGAGGCUCCUGCUCCCCAGAGGAUGGAAGCUGCGAGUGUGCCCCUGGCUUCCGAGGACCCUUAUGCCAGAGAAUCUGUGACCCUGGGUUCUACGGCCACAGCUGCGCCCAGCCAUGCCCCCUCUGUGUGCACAGCAGCGGGCCCUGCCACCAUGUCAGCGGCAUCUGUGAGUGCCUCCCAGGAUUCUCUGGAGCUCUCUGCAACCAAGUGUGUGCUGGAGGACACUUUGGGCAGGACUGUGCCCAGCUUUGCUCCUGUGCCAACAAUGGGACCUGCAGCCCUAUCGAUGGCUCCUGUCAGUGCUUUCCUGGAUGGAUUGGCAAGGACUGCUCACAGGCUUGCCCACCCGGGUUCUGGGGCCCUGCCUGCUUCCACACAUGCAGCUGCCACAACGGGGCGAGCUGCAGCGCCGAGGACGGGGCCUGCCACUGCACCCCUGGCUGGACUGGACUCUUCUGCACACAGCGCUGCCCAGCAGCAUUUUUUGGGAAGGACUGUGGGCGUGUAUGCCAGUGUCAGAAUGGCGCCAGCUGUGACCACAUCAGUGGCAAGUGCACCUGCCGCACAGGCUUCACCGGGCAACACUGUGAGCAGAGAUGUGCUCCAGGAACCUUUGGCUAUGGGUGUCAGCAGCUAUGUGAGUGCAUGAACAACUCCACCUGUGACCAUGUCACCGGCACCUGUUACUGCAGCCCUGGCUUCAAAGGAAUCAGGUGUGACCAAGCUGCCCUCAUGAUGGAGGAGCUGAAUCCCUACACCAAGAUCAGCCCAGCACUGGGUGCAGAGCGGCACUCGGUGGGUGCUGUCACAGGCAUCAUGCUCCUGUUAUUCCUCAUUGUGGUGCUGCUGGGCCUAUUUGCCUGGCAUCGGCGGCGGCAGAAAGAGAAGGGCCGAGACCUGGCUCCCCGCGUCUCCUACACACCUGCCAUGAGGAUGACCAGCACCGACUACUCCCUCUCAGAUUUGUCUCAAAGUAGCAGCCAUGCCCACUGCUUUUCCAAUUCCAGCUACCACGCACUGGCAUGUGGGGGGCCUGCCACCAGCCAGGCCAGCACUCUGGACAGGAACAGCCCCACCAAGCUCAGUAACAAGUCCCUUGACAGAGACACAGCAGGCUGGACCCCCUACAGCUAUGUGAACGUGUUAGACUCCCAUUUCCAGAUCAGUGCCCUGGAGGCCAGGUACCCGCCCGAGGACUUCUACAUUGAACUUAGACACCUCAGCCACCCUGCUGAGCCACACUCACCAGGUGCUUGUGGAAUGGAUAGACGUCAGAACACAUACAUUAUGGACAAAGGCUUCAAAGAUUACAUGAAAGAAUCCGUGUGCAGUUCUAGUACUUGUUCCUUGAAUAGCAGUGAAAACCCUUACGCCACAAUUAAGGACCCACCCAUCCUCACCUGCAAGCUUCCAGAAAGCAGCUAUGUAGAAAUGAAGUCGCCUGUGCACAUGGGGUCUCCGUACACAGAUGUGCCAUCCUUGUCGACAUCUAAUAAAAAUAUAUAUGAAGUUGAGCCCACAGUCAGUGUGGUCCAAGAAGGUCGCGGUCAUAACUCCAGCUAUAUCCAGAAUCCAUACGACCUACCUAGGAACAGCCAUAUUCCUGGUCAUUAUGACCUCCUCCCAGUAAGACAGAGCCCUGCCAAUGGGCCAUCCCAGGACAAGCAAUCUUAAGAGGGAUAAGCUUCUCUCUUGCAGUGUGCUCUACUGAAUAUUCUGACUCUCUGAAAGAAGACAAUCCCUUGACUUGAAGUAAUGGUACAGACUGGCUCCAGCUGCAUGUUAGUUAUUACGUUCACCUGGAACUAAAGAAGAGCGUCCAGGUGGGACUGGGAUAAUUGUUCAAGGAAUUGUGUUCUCAAAGGCAAAUCCUAUCACCCACUCAGCCCCAAAUGCCCUGGAUAUGAUUUUUAAAACAUUUUAAGAUAUAACAACUCAUCAACAUCAGCUAAAUAUAGCUGAUACAUAUAUAUUUAUCUGAAACGUGAUAUUUUAAAAACAUGUAGGUUUAACAAACCUUCCUAGGACAAAAAGGAGACUGGGGAAGGAAGAGGAUUACUUUAAAGCACCUAAAACGUAUAUGUACUUUUGGUUGCUGUUAUCAUCAACAUCUGUUUUAUUACUGAAGACAAUUAGUACAUAGACAUGAACUGUUCUUAAAUAGAACAGUCUUAAAAUAUCUGUACAUAUGUGUCUGGUCCAUCAAAUUACAACAGCCAAGAUUACAGAAUCUAGUAUAUAGUCUUAUGCUGACAACUUCCAUUUUAAAAAAACAAGACUUUACUUUCUUCUGCCCCGAUAGGUUUAAAUACACACACAGACACACAGACACAUAGACACACAUACACACACACACACACGUAUCCAAAGUGCAGCAACAAGUCUGCAACAAGAUUCCUAGGGCAGCUUUAUCAAAUUUUGCCAAUUCAAAGUUUAAGGACAUUACAAGUCAGUGCUGGCUAUGUCAUACCUACUUAGUCCAUUCAACACCUGAAUCAUUCCAUGUAAAACAGAGCUCUAAGAUGAUCCUUUAAGUAAGCAGUCACAGACUGGUUGGGAUUAAGUAUCCCUAAAGACGGCUAGUUGGCCUCCUCAUUUUAUUUGGUCAGCAUCCCUUGACUCAAAGGAAUACUUGCUUCCAAGUAGUUCCUCAUAAAUCUUAGGAUUGAUGUAGUAUGAAACCUAAAAGUAUACAGGAAAUUGGACAAAUGUGGAUAUAGGAAAUUUACAUUGCUUAAAGUACAUUACGCUUUUUGAUGGAACUAAAUGAAAUGAUCAAAAAAAGAAUGAACUGUAACCAGUUGCUAUAACGUGAUGUAAAAAGUUACUGUAAACAGCAGGGGAUAUGAAGUCCUUCCACCUUCUAUCUUAAAACUACUACUUACUGAGCUAGCCCAAUAUGCAUUACAAUGAGCUAAUGCUCCAGAUCCCAGUAUUCAUAUGUGUCUGUACCUUCCACUAUGAACAUAGAUAAACUGAGGCUCAGAUGAGUCCAAAUGAAGUCAAAUCCCAAGCCCUAAAGAGAACCUUCUCACAAGAAUUAAAAACAAAAAGGGCAAACCUAGGAAGCUAAUGGCUACUCCUGUACCACUCUAUUCACUGGUACAGUCCAGCCAGUAAAAAACACUUCCAAAAAGAUAUACAGAAGAGGAACUAAAUGAUUACAAAGCUGGAAUACUGCUACAGCAAGUAUGAGAGUUCUGAAACCCUUGAUAGAAAUUGGAAGCCUGCCAUGGAACACAAUACUUUGGGCAAUAAUCAGAAAAAGCAAAAAAAUAAAUAAAUGAGUACAUCUCCCCUUCCCACGUCACUCAAGGCAUAAGCAAAUUUUACUGUUAGAGGAAAAUAUAUAAUACUUACAUGAAUGCUGCAUGUGUGCAUGGGAACAACUGAUUAGCAAUAGUAAAUUUACUUUCCAAAAAAGCCUUAUUAAAAUAUAAAUAUUAGAAAAUUACUUUGUAGACCCAAGUAAAUACUUCUCAUACAUAUGUAGAAAGAAAUAUAAGUAAGCGGCUUACCUCAGUAUUUCAGGGCAGCAAGUGUUUGUGAAGCAAAGAUGAAGAAGCAUGAAGAUGUCAGAUCAGCAAGGAGAAACUUCAACUCAAUCCCAGGUUUUCUCUUCUUCCCUUAUCCUGCAUGUAUAAUAACUGCUGCCUGGCAAACUACAAACAAGCAGCAUCACUCAAGUUUCAAGUUUCGCCUCUUUUGUCAACUAUCCUCUGGGCAAAGGUAUUCAGCAACAGGUGGAAAGGCUAGGCACUGAAUCAAGAGACUUCAGUGUUACUCUGGUCAAGUUAGUUGCCCUCUCUGGGCUCCUUUUUUUUCUAUGCAUAAAAAAGGGGAGAAACAGAGAGUGGGAAGACAGCUCUAAUAACCCUUCAGGUCUAGCAUUCCAUGACUUUUUAAGGAAAUAUAAUACAAGUCAAACCAGGCAAUACAGAGAAGGGAAAGGCAGAAGGUGUGAUUAUGGUGACAAUAACUGCCUUCACCUAUCGAAGAGUUAUCAGUAAAAGACAUUUCAAUCUUACAAAGCAACUGUUAGAAACUUCUAACACCAUCACAAAUAGGUUCAUGGUCAGCCUAAACAUGUGCACUGUGCAUUUUAUGGGCGACUUUGAAAGAUCUCAAUUAUUUUUCAGAAACUAAAUUUUCAGACAAAUAUGUGUACAAUUAAAAUGAAUGAAAGAAAAACCAUUAUUGUACAGUAGUAUUAAUGAGACUGUGAAAUGGCAAUACUUUUUUAAAUCACAGAUUUGUAAUAUAUAUAUUCACUGUGCAGAGGGAUUGUACCUUGUACAAAAUAAAACAAAUUUCUCAAACUAAUUUAACAAGAAUGCAUACUGUUGUGCUGCAAAUGGAAAACACGUUUAUAAUCUACACCUUAAGUUUAAGGGUAGAACUAACCUACAUCCUGCUUGGGCACUUUAAACAGCUGGAAGAACGAAAAUUAUUCUAGUAGAUGCUUGAAAAUAAGUGAAAAACUUGUAUGGAAUUUUUGACAGAGAAGUCUCUUUCUUUAAAAUAAAAAAUGUGAGCACCAUAUUUUUAUUCAUGUUCAAAAGUUAUUUAAAAAUCUCAUAUACAUUCAGUAUACUAAAAUUAGAGGGUUUCUCAGCUUUCACAAAUAUUUGGACUCAAAGACAACUAUUACAGUUUGUGCUCAGCCCCAGAGGCACAAAGGUACUUAUAUGGAAUGAAUAAGGGCCAGUGUAAGGGCCACUUAAUUUCUAUAAAUGCAAUGAACAGCUUUCCACGAGUAGAAGUUAUCAUCCAGUAGAGUUACUAUGGGUAUAUCUGUUUUACAAACUUUAAAGACAUAAACUUGUGAUCAAACUGGUAAAGCAGCAACAGGGUUACUUUUUAAUAAAAUACAGAUGCUAAAAUAUAGCUUACUGAGUUCAUUCAAAUAAGUUUAAAAUUCCUCCUUCAUAGUUCCAAAGGUUUGUAUAUAAUCCUCAUAUGUAUAUAACCCUCAUAUUCUGAAGACCCAUUCAUAAGAGAUUACUAAUAGGUAAUUCUCAAGAGCUAUGAGUUGACAUCUCAGUUAAAGACAAAAUAUAAUCAAGAGUUUUAAGACUAAAAAAGAUAUUUACUGACAGUAGUAUAAGAUUAUGCACCACAAGUCUCAGAAUAUUACUCAGUACUACGAAUGAUAACUAAUGGCCAAUUGCUGCAAGUUGUGCACUCAGGAAUGACACAUUAGCCAUUCAUUUAACCAGAGGGAAGAAAGAAGAGGCCCAUUUAAUCAAUAUGCAGCAACAGGAAAUGGAAAAUCUUUCUAUGAAGGGAUGAAUACAUGGGGGGUUCACUGUACUUUUAUACUUUCGUAUAAUUAUAUAUAAGUAUAUAUUUAUAUAAUUGUAAUAUAUAAUUCUGUAUAAUUUUAAUAAAAACUUUAAAAUUUGAAUAGUAAUUCUCAGCUCCCCAAGCUACACCAGAAUGAACCCUAAGAUUAGCCCUCUCACUCUUUUAGAUGGCCCUCCCUAAUUGUCCUGACAUGGAAUUGUCAAGGGGAGGGGGAGAUAGAUACUAUGAAUGUAAAUACAGGUUGAGUAUCCCCUAUCCAAAAUGCUUGGGACCAGAAGUGUUUCAAAUUUGGGAUUUUUUCAAAUUUUGGAAUAUCUGCAUAUACAUAAUGAGCUAUCUUUGGGAUGGGACCCAAGUUUAAACAUGCAAUUCAUUUUACACUUCAUAUUCACCUUGUACACAUAGCCUAAAGGUAAUUUUAUACAAUAUUUUUAAUAAUUUUGUGCAUGAAAUAAAGUUUGUGUGUAUUGAACCAUCAGAAAGCAAAGGUGUCACUGUCUCAGCCACCCAUGUGGACAAUCUGUGGUGGUUUGCAACACCAUCAUUCCUGACUGUGAAUUUCUAUACUACCAAUAAGUAAUUCAUUUUCUUACACUUAUUCACACAUUCACACUAGUAUUUACAAAAUAUGAUCAUCAAUCAUUAAUACCGGGAAAAAGAAUGUGUUCAGGGUAACUAAGCAGCACAGUAGCAUCACCAGAGUGUCUGUACCAGCAGUUAAACCACCACCACCACCAGCUGGCUUUCAGUCUCCACCUACGAUGCUGUUUUGAUUGAAAGGUUACUGUACACCUAUGCGGGAACACUGAAUAAACUGUGUGUGGCGUGCCUGCGUUUUGACUGUGACCUGUCACAAGGUCAGGUGUGAAAUUUUCCAACUGUGACAUCAUGUGAGUGCUCACGUUUUCAAUUUUAAAGCAUUUUGAAUUUUUGGAUUAGGGAUGUUCAACCUGUAUGAAAAAAGCAUGUUCCCUGCCCUUGUGGCUCUUACAAUGUAGUGACUACCAAAGGAGAGAGAUAAAUGGAGAGCCCUGGUGAUCAGUGGGGUGCUGAUUAUGUAUUUUCUUCCCUGGGCUUACAGAGCUAGAAAGAAUAAACAAUGCUCUAAUCCAAACCCACAGAAAGUGGAAGCUCUGCUCUUUAGCUUCAGUUGUCAGAUUCCCUCCUCAUUCCACCUUCUGCUUCCCAAGCCACUGUCCAGUCUAGCAGAUGGCCUUCCAGAUCCUUGGGUCUGAAAGCAUGGGGACUGUACAAAGUACGGUACUGUUAUUUAGGCAUCCACUCUAAUGUAAAUCAAAACUAGUAAAUGAGGACCCCAACUGCCUCCUCCAGAAUUGGUUUCACAUCAAAGACAGCCUAUGGAAAGUGUUGCUUCUUGGGGCUUCCCAGACUGUCCCAUCUCAGGCAUGAUCUUCUACGGUAUUCUUCGGCCCAUAUGAUGAAACACUUUGGCACAGAGGCUAGUACAAUGGUCAGCAACUUCUUAAAAGAUAUGACAAGGAACGGUACCCUCUUCCCUAGAGAUACCUUAGAAAACGGUAUGCUGAGAGAUUAGAGGUUGUCAACAGGGGGAUAGGUGCUAAAAACACAUUAUUAUUGUGUACAUUAUUCAUUGGGAUGAGAGUUAAAAAGAUCUGAGAUUUUGUGGUUUGGAGCAAGGUUAAGUUCCACUGACUCAAACACAGUAAAGGAAUCCUGUUGGCUGCUAAUUCUCACGACCAUCACUGGUACUGGUAACAUAGCAGUUAGCCAACAUACAUAACAUUUUGUGCUCACACCUGUGUCAGAAACUAUCCUAUAAUUAAUAAAUGUCAAAGACUUGAA
Messenger RNA from Macaca mulatta (Rhesus monkey), 8971 nucleotides. The record is from RefSeq and is a predicted model, not a curated record. Lineage: Eukaryota; Metazoa; Chordata; Mammalia; Primates; Cercopithecidae.